AUGCAUGAUAGAAGAGAAAUAGAUCGUCUGACACGUGUACUACAAGAAAGGGAAAGGGAACUAGAGGAGGAGAGAAGAGAAAAGGAACAAGUUAGAAACAGACUACAGCAACAACUUCAAGGAAGAGAACGACAACUUCAACAAGCACAGCAACAAGGACAAAAAAAAGAGAGGGAAAUUCAACAGGCCAGAGAACAAGUUCAGGAUCUUCAACGACAGCUUCAAUCAAGAGAGAGAGAAUCUCAAGAAAGAGAGCAACAGCUUCAAAGGCAAGUAGAAGGUGGCCAGCAAAGAGAACAGGAUCUUCAACGACAGCUUCAACAAGCUCAGGAGCAACUAAGAGAGAGAGAUAGACAAGAGAGAGAGUCUUCCUGGGUAGUUAGCAGAAAUGAUAUUAGAAUGACAGAAAGGAUUCUAGGGAGAGGAGGAUGGGGAGAGGUCAGAGUAGCUCGUUUCCAUGGACUGGAAGUUGCUGCAAAGGUACUUCAUGAGACCAUCAUAUCAGAAUAUAACGUGUCACUGUUCUCUCGUGAAAUGAAUAUUGCUUCUAAAAUACGUCAUCCUAACCUCCUUCAGUUCAUAGGAGCGACUACAGAGGGUAAUCCAAUGAUCCUGACAGAGCUAAUGCCGACGAGCCUAAGAAAGGAAUUAGAGAGUGGAGGAGUGGCCUAUCCUGCCAUACUGAGCAUCAGUUUAGAUGUAGCCUGUGCUCUCAAUUACCUUCAUCUCUUCAAGCCUCAUCCUAUACUACAUAGAGAUGUCAGCAGUGCUAAUGUACUCCUUCAACCAAUGGGAGGUGGACUUGGAGGAUGGAGGGCUAAAGUAUCUGAUUACGGAUCAGCUAAUCUUCAGCCUCUCAUUGGCAGAACCACUAAUCCUGGUAAUCCUGUCUAUUCAGCACCUGAAGCAGGGAAUCCAAGGGAGCACUCUCCUUCAAUGGAUGUGUUCAGUUAUGGUGUCCUCCUUCUAGAGAUGAUAACACGACGUAUUCCUCUACCAGAAGAGAGAGUAGGUCUUAUUGAUGGUAUUAGAAGAGCCUCGUUUAGGUCUCUUGUUGAACGCUGCCUGAUAGUUGAGUAUAGACACCGUCCAACAAUGAAUGAUAUUAUAACUGAACUAAAUGACACUGUUUAUUAGGCUUUUAAUUAUUUAAGACCCAUUUUACUUUACUUUUUCUUUAAAGUAGUGAGUGCUUAUUUUUGUUGAAGUUAGUGAAACAGUUAUUAAAACUUAAA
This is a messenger RNA of Amphimedon queenslandica, 1235 nucleotides long. RefSeq names its product probable serine/threonine-protein kinase drkD. Gene Ontology annotation, molecular function: protein kinase activity; ATP binding. Bases 1 to 1137 code for a protein of 378 amino acids. Gene Ontology annotation, biological process: necroptotic signaling pathway; protein phosphorylation. The record is from RefSeq and is a predicted model, not a curated record. NCBI's taxonomy places the organism in Eukaryota, Metazoa, Porifera, Demospongiae, Haplosclerida, Niphatidae. The transcript has 3 exons.